Thyridium curvatum is the source of this 2715-nucleotide messenger RNA. RefSeq lists its product as uncharacterized. Gene Ontology annotation, molecular function: nucleic acid binding; zinc ion binding. NCBI's taxonomy places the organism in Eukaryota, Fungi, Ascomycota, Sordariomycetes, Thyridiales, Thyridiaceae. The record is from RefSeq and is a predicted model, not a curated record. Bases 1 to 2715 code for a protein of 904 amino acids. The transcript has a single exon.
AUGUCUGGACAACCAUCGCCGGAAUGGUUGCCUGUAGGGCAUCUUCAAGACACGGAUGAGUCUGGGCAGCCUCGGUCGGCUUCCAGGUCUCUAUCACCAGAUCGGGCUGAGCAGUCAGAGUCAGGGGAAAUAUCAGAGACACCCCUUUCGUCAUCGGCACAAAAGAGGCCACGCGAUGAGGACUCGGGCUCCGUUGAGGAAGGAGAGGCAUCUGAGAGCGAUGCAGAAGACGAGUCGCCUAGCCGACCGCAGAAGCGGCAGAGAACAGAGGAUGCAGCGUCUGAGGUCGAGAGUGCGAGCGCAGAGGAGGGUGAAGUAAGCGCCACAAGCUCAGAAAGCGGCGAUGAGGGCAGUGAGGGUACCGGUGAUGAUGAUGGCGAUGAUAUAUCAGAGGGCGAGGUGGAUGAGGAGGGUUUGAGCCAAAAGCAACAGCAGCAGCAGCAGGGCCUGCCAGAACAGGCUUCAGUGGGUUGGAACAGCGCAGUAAACAAAGGCAGCGCCCUUCGCACCUCCUUUGGCGGCGCUUCCUCCACAAACAAGGCAGCUGCGCCCUCGAAAAAACCCGACACUGCAGCCACAAACCUUUCAAAAUCCACUCAACAAAACACCUCCAGAACCUCUUCCUCCCCAAGUAGUUCUGGAUCCCAAGAAGGCGCGUCCUCGACUUCCGAAACAAAGUCCGGAGCAUUAUCGAAUCCACCCAAGGCAACGGCAGGCAGCAACGACUCCAACAUGCCGAUCCUGCGCUCUGGUACCAACACGCAGCCCCAGCGGAUCGUUGACCGACCAAAGGAACAGCGCCAGGAGAAGAAGGUCAGCCAGGAGAAAAAGGUCAUGCAGGAGAAGAAGGUGGGCCAGGACUCGGAUGAGAAUGAACAGAGCAUCUUGAUCGGCGACCAGAUCUCACCUGCCACAGCAGCAGCCGCUGCAGUACUCGCUGCUGCUGCUGCUAAGCGCAAGACCCCCCUCGUAUACCAGAAGAAGAAAACCAAAUGGCGGCUUCCCGACUUCGUCGAUACGAGUGGAGGUAAAGGCACGUCCUGGAACGCCAUGAUCGAGACGUGGUGCUACGAUUUGUGCGCCGACAGCCGCAACGCCCGGCACGCAUCGCAUGUCAAUGCUACCAUCCUGCUCAAGGCCCUUCGAAACUACUUUGAAACCUUCAAGGAAAAGCUACCCAUGGACCAGCAGAUUGAGGGCAGAAAUGUGAUUAUCGCAGCCGAGAAGAAGGGAAUGCUCGAAGCCAUUGCGCAGAAGAUCCAGGAAGAUAUUAAGGCCGGCAAGAAGCCUACUGCGCCGGGUACAUCCAACGACCAAGCGGCUACGAAGCAGGAUGUCAAAGAAAUCAAACAAGAAGCGCGUGCCACAGAUGCUCCCCAACAGUCCGCGAAGCAAACAACAUCCUCAGCAUCAACAGUAGUAAAGGACGAGCCCAGCGCAAGCGAAUGGGCUUCCCUCCUCGACGAUGCACCCGCCAGAGCGCAGGUCAAGCGCAAAGACGACGGCCCCGCACCAUCCCAGGUCGCAGCCAUGCCCACCGCUGCCACGGCCGCCCCCAACGGUGAUAUCAUCAUGGACCUCCGCGACGAGAUCGGCACGGUGCACUACCAGCUCUCGCGCGACGACGAGGUCGCCGACCUGAAGCGCUACUUCCCCGGCGUCCCCGAGAAGUCGGACUUUUGCGUCUUCUGCCACGCCUCGAGCGACCACCGCGCUAACGACUGCCCGCACGCGAGCCCGGAGUGCGUCUUCUGCUCGUCCAAGUCGCACACGCGCUUCCAAUGCCCGGAGCGCCAGCGAUGCGAAAAGUGCCGACAGCUCGGGCACGCUAAGGCAACCUGCAAGGAGAAGCUCAAGCAGCCGGCCUCGGAGGCCGAGUGCGCGUACUGCGCGUCGCGCACCCACGGCGAGUCGGCCUGCCCGCUCGUCUGGCGCACCUACUUCUCCGCCGCCGCCGCGUGCAAGAAGGUGCAGUCCAUCCCGGCGUACUGCUACUGCUGCGGCGGCGAGGGCCACUUUGGCGCCGACUGCCCGGACAACCGCGGCCGCCACCCCUCGGGCCGGACCUACCUUAUCGCCGACGAGGACGUCUGGUCCGCCGCCGCACAGGCGCGCUACGUCGACGCCGCGUCGGGCGACCAGCCCAUCGCCUGGCAGCCGCCCCUGCCGCCCGGCGCGCCUCCCGUCCCGCAGGCCACGGACCCCAUCGCCCUGCCCAACAUCCCCGGCCGCAGCAUCGUGCCCCGCACGCACAUCCACUUCACAGAGGACGACGACGACGACGAUGACGACGUCGCGUCCUUCCUGAACCACAGCAAGCGGCCUGCGCGCGGCGGUGGCGCCGGCGGUCGUGGUGGAAGCGCUGCCGGGGGAUCGGGUAACAUCCGCUUCUCAGACUUCUACCAGGGCGGCGGUGGCGGCGGAGGUGGACGGCGCGGAGGUGGUGGUGGUGGUGGUGGUAAUUCCGGCAGCGGCGGCCAGGGCUCGGGAGCGAACUCGUUGCCCCCCCGUCCGCCGCAGGGCGUGCGCAUGGGCGCCUACUCGUUCCGGCCGCCGCCUCAGAACGAUUACAACUCCCGCGGUGGUGGCAGCUCUGGGCGUGGACGAGGUGGAGGCGGAGGUGGUGGUGGUGGUGGUGGUGGUGGUGGUGGUGGCUCCAGAGGAGGCGUAUCGAAGCGAGGCAGCCGUGGUCGCGGUCGUAGGGGACGCGCCUGA